AUGUUCACUCAUCAGGCACUCGCCACUAGCCCCUUCGCAAACCUAUCGGAUGAGCUCAUCGUAUAUUUUACACUGUUUUUUGAGCCCAAUGAUUUACUACAGCUAUCAGAAGUAAAUUCUGUAUUCUAUGUGUUCUGCCAGGAGGAUCCGCUCUGGAUGGGCCAGUGUCUGCGUCUUCACAACGGCGAUUUUUCGUAUCACCACAACUGGAAACUCACAACCUUCUACCCGAAAGACCCGCGGCCGCUGGAGCAGCUCGAAAAGGUAUUCCGUCCUGUGGUCAUCAAGGGAUUCAGCUCAGACUUCUUGUAUCGCCGCUGGUGCCGUUGCCACAUGGAGCUAGGUGACACAUUUUUGAUCCCCAGCGAGCUGCAAGAUCCGACAAUUCGCAAGCUGCAGAAGAUUGACAUUCAGGACCUGACGUUCAAAGACUUUUAUGAGCAAUAUUCAAGAAUGCCAUUUAUCAUUCGAAAUGCUAUCGGCAAGUGGAAGGCAUCGACAGAGUGGACGACUCAAAAGAUGGCUCAAAGGUUUUCAGAUGACAUCAAACAUCGCAUCACGCACAAUUUGGACAUCACGUCAGGCAGUUCAAAAAUAGAAAUGACUUUUGCGGACUAUUUCAACUAUGCUAGCAAGCAGAAUGACGAGACACCAUUAUAUAUUUUUGAUGCUCGUUUCGGUGAAAAGAUGCCAACAAUGCUGGAAGACUACAAUAUUGAAGAUUUAAAGGUAUUUAAGGAGGACUUUUUGAGUGUCAUUUCCAGUCCAAAGAAUGAAAAAUUAGAUGCUGGUAUGGCGGAGACGGUAAAAGGUGUGAAGCUGGAGGCAGGGGGUAAGAAAUCGAGAAAGCACAAAAUUUUAAAGCGUACGGCUAUGUCUAAAAGACCAGACUUUCGAUGGAUCGUCAUCGGACCUCAACGCACCGGUGCUUCGUGGCACCAGGAUCCUGCUAGAACGUCUGCGUGGAAUUCGCUGAUUAAAGGACGUAAAAGAUGGGCAAUUUAUCCGCCAGAGUCUCCUCCACCGGGUGUGUUCGUUAGCAAAAACGGCGAGUACCGUGAAAGUGCGCUGGACAUGCCGUCCCUUAUGUGGUUUUUGCACAUAUACCCCACACUUACUCCGGCGGAAAAGCCGCUUGAGAUCAUUCAAGAGGAGGGCGAAACCAUAUAUGUCCCUAACGGAUGGUGGCAUCUUGUGUUGAAUUUAGAUUUUUCGAUUGCAGUUACCCAGAAUUUCGUGGAUUCUCACAAUAUUAUGAUGUUCAUCAAGGACCGUCUUUUCCAUGGACAAGACGAACGAUUAAUGAUGCUUCAGCACAAGUUGCGGGCAACCCGACCGGAAAUAUUUGACCUAUUUCGUAUCGCUCAGAUUUAUCGAGCGCGCGGGUACAUGGACGAGGACAUGUAUCAGCGGUCGUUUCACAUUCUUGAAUUUUGGAAACCUUAUUUAAAAAGGAUUUUGAAGCGCUAUAAGGCACUGGGUCAACCAAGUAGGACCAAUGACUCAACAAAUUCUGCGACGAAAAUGAAAUACUCAAAAAUGAAGAGCCUUACGUCCCGCGUAAAUCCGACAUUUGCAAUUGGAAACCGCUUGCUUGUCAAGUUUUUUAGCCAGUACAAUGAAAAUUGGGGGGAAUUCGAUUUUGAGACAUACAUGACUCCAAAUUUUGAUUUUGCUGAAAGUGAUAUUCAAGCUUCAUGCAAGCGUCGCAAGCAGAAUUCUUUGCAACCUCAUGAACUCAAGAGCACAAUGUCCUUGCGUUACGCUAUGGAAGAGUGCUUUCGGAUUGAGAGGGCUGUCUAUGAAAUGAUAGAAGUUUUGACGAGCUCAAAUGAUGAGCAAGACUCGCUCCGAACAGCGAUUCCCCGCCUGUAUCACUCUGGACAUCUUUUCUAUUUGGACGAAGUUGAACAUGGCGAUGAGGAAGGACCUGUGUGGCGAUGGCCGUACGUUGUCAUCGAGUACAAGAGCAGCAGUGUCAGCCUUAAGUCGAUUGCGAAGAAGGGAGGUGCCACGCGUUCAUCCUGGACAACUUUGGCGAGUUGGAUCGGUCGAAAACUAUUGCCAAAGCUUCACGCCGUACCUAUAAAUUCCAGCUUCAUAGGAUUGUAUGGCCACAGUAAGGCUGAGUGGGGCUGGUAUAUCCAUUAUUUGCUUCGUCAACGGAAGCGUUCCGUUUCGUUCCACUUGACAGAAACUGGUCUUCCUGCUCACUUGCUAAAUUUACUCGAAAAGUUUCUUCCUGCUGCAAAUAAGGAUGCUAUCGUUUCGGAGCUGCUUCCUAUACGGCCGUCAGAUGUGAAACCUGUGUUACUUCACGGUGACUUGACUGACGAAAACAUCCUUGGAGACGUGCUUGAUGAUGCACAAUCCGAUAUCGCCAUGUCAACUAUAGAAAAUGACGCAUGUGACCGUUUUUCGAGUUUGUCAUCUUUCCUGACCUCUGUGGGGUGCCAAAAAUAUAUCCCGCUACUUGUAGAGCAGGAGGAGUUGACACUUGAAUCCUUAGGCCUUUUAAGUGAGGCUCAUCUAAAGGAUUUGGGUGUUCCUUUAGGACCUCGUCUUGCAAUCUUGAAGGGAAAAAUACCUGUGACCACUCUUGCUCGUAUUGAAGAUGAUGGAAGCAACGAUCGUCCAAAUAUUGAAGAGAUCUGGGAAUCGAGCAGUAGUAGUAGCAACAGCUCCGAUGAGGACGAAGUAAGCGACCCCACCUCUGUUGGACCAACAUCUAUCGAAGCAAAGCGCAAGGAACGAUACAUUGGAUUGAUCAACUGGACUCCGACAACUGUGAUAGAUUUCGCAGACGCUAAAACUGGUGAUCCGCUGUUCGAUUUGGUUGCUGUAUUCUUUGCUGCUUUGCACUGCGAUCGUGAACUGUGGAAAGAAACACUGGCAUCUGAGUACUGGCAAAAUUACAUUCAUCGGGAUACGGCGGCUAGCCCAUUGCGUCGACGUCGCUUGCGGGAACGCUUUUUACAACUUGUGCUUUUGCAUCCUAGCCGAGCAAUUGUUAAGCUUACCUAUGAUGAGCACUUUGCAAGUGUUUGUUAG
Messenger RNA from Plasmopara halstedii, 3051 nucleotides. Its product is annotated as transcription factor jumonji. Gene Ontology annotation, molecular function: protein binding. The record is from RefSeq and is a predicted model, not a curated record. Lineage: Eukaryota; Oomycota; Peronosporomycetes; Peronosporales; Peronosporaceae. Bases 1 to 3051 code for a protein of 1016 amino acids. Gene Ontology annotation, cellular component: cytoplasm. The transcript has 8 exons.